CUCUCUCUCUCAUCACUCUUCUCUUUCUUUCUUCUCAUUUGCUUCAAAUCCUUUUAAAAACUCACAUAAAAAUUCUCAAAUUCCAUUCCCAUUUCUCUAACCACUCCUCCCCCUUCAUUUUGAUUCGGCCCACUUAGUCUGAUCUUUGAUUUUUUUUGUGGUUUCUCUUCGUUGGAUUUGACCUGUUCUUCGAAUCUCCGAUUGAACCUUUUUUUUUAUUUUUCAUCUAAGCUGCUGCUUCGUAAUCUCUAGUACGUAUUGAAACCUUGCCGUCCUAGUUAGGAGAGUGUUGUUUUCUGUUUAGUUCGGUAGGAAAAAUUCACUCUUGUUGUCGUUUGAUUCGGGUUCAUCUGCUCUGUGGUGUUAUCCGAGCGAGGAAAAGAGAUGUUGGGAGCUGGAUUUCAGUUGACUCAGCAGCUGCAGAGAGCUCAGAGCGACCUUUCCAAUGGCUGCAGAUCGAUUCACACUAAGGAACGCGAUAACGGGUCUGCAUUGCACAAACCCAAUGUCCCCGAGGCGUCUUCAAGUAAUGUGGAACGGUUUUUGAACUCAGUCACACCAUCUGUGCCUGCUCACUAUUUCUCUAAGACAACAGUAAAGGAAAGAAGAGGUAGUGAUGUUGAGUUGCAGGUUCCUUACUUUGUUCUUGGAGAUGUUUGGGAAUCGUUUGCUGAGUGGAGUGCUUAUGGCAUUGGAGUUCCUCUCACUUUGAAUACAAAUAACAAAGAUCGUGUCUUUCAAUACUACGUGCCUUCCCUUUCCGGCAUUCAAGUAUAUGCUGAUGUUGAUGCCUUCACUUCAUCUCUUCAACCAAGGCGGCAAGGGGAGGAAAGCGAAAGUGAUUUCAGGGAUUCAAGCAGUGAAGGAAGCAGUUGUGAAUCUGAAAGAGGACUCUGUUGUUAUUCAAAAGAGCAGAUCUCUGCUAGAAUGGACCAACUCUCAUUAAGAAAGGAGCAUAACGAAGACUCUUCUAGUGAUGAUGGCGAGCCUUUAAGCUCUCAAGGUCGUUUGAUGUUUGAGUAUCUUGAACGUGAUCUUCCGUAUAUCCGUGAACCCUUUGCCGACAAGAUGUCCGACCUUGCCUCUAGAUUUCCCGAGCUGAAGACGCUGAGAAGCUGUGAUUUAUUACCUUCAAGCUGGUUUUCUGUGGCAUGGUACCCAAUUUACAAAAUACCCACAGGACCGACAGUUAAGGAUCUGGAUGCUUGUUUCUUGACCUAUCAUUCCCUUCACACACCCUUUCAUGGUGCAGGCAUCACAACACAGUCCAUGUGUGCGGUGCAGCCAAGAGAGAAUGUUGAGAAGAUGGAGCUUCCUGUCUUUGGUCUCGCCUCAUACAAGUUGAGAGGUUCUGUAUGGACAAGCUUGGGGGGAUCUGGUCAUCAGGUCGCGAACUCCCUCUUCCAAGCCGCAGAAAAUUGGCUGAGGUUGCGUCAAGUCAACCAUCCUGAUUUCAUCUUCUUCUGCCGACGGUGAUGAUAUGAUUACAUACUAUGAUGACGAAAAAGAAUAUAGGAAGUUAUAAAAAAAGGAACUCUUUAUGAUUGUUGUCCUGAGGAAACCAUACAUAUAGAAUGCCGUCAAUGUUUUUCAGUUGGUAGCUUCUGUAAGUUCACAGAAUGCUAGUUUUCUUA
Messenger RNA from Camelina sativa (false flax), 1634 nucleotides. RefSeq lists its product as uncharacterized. The record is from RefSeq and is a predicted model, not a curated record. Lineage: Eukaryota; Viridiplantae; Streptophyta; Magnoliopsida; Brassicales; Brassicaceae.